AUGGCUCCCGGAGAUACAGUUCGAAUUCGCGGCAACUCGGUCCUGUACAAAGUCAUUGCAGUAAAUGGCUGCAUGCUCACCAUCUUGGUCAUGAAUCCGCAACCAGAUGGGCAGUACCUGGACUUCAGUCCGACCUCGAUACAAACUAUAGACGAAUAUCGCGUCGAAAAGGUGGAUGAUUGUUGAGUGGAGAGUCUGAUUUACCUUGAUGUGUUUUGUCGCCAUUGCGUGGUCGGAUUUCUGCAUUGGAUACCCUCGUUUUAAACUUAUUGUCUGGUACGGCAUUUGGACGGAUAUUUGGCUUUCAAGAGAGCACUUUCUAGACUUCUUUUAUUUAUAUACUACCUAAGGUACCUAACGUCUGAUCUCCGAGAUUGUUGAUAAGUAAGGUAUCAUCGUUUUGGGGUGUGUUUUGGAAAUGACAUGUACUCCUGCUGCGAGAUUUGUGAACGUAAACGAAAGUCUGUUGCGCAUAGAUAUGCCUCCAGAAGACC
Podospora bellae-mahoneyi is the source of this 494-nucleotide messenger RNA. RefSeq lists its product as uncharacterized. Lineage: Eukaryota; Fungi; Ascomycota; Sordariomycetes; Sordariales; Podosporaceae. The coding region runs from base 1 to 186 and encodes 61 amino acids. The record is from RefSeq and is a predicted model, not a curated record. The transcript has 2 exons.